GGUCAUGGAGGUGGGCAUGGCGGGGGUCACGGAGGAAAUGAAGGUGGUCAUGGAGGUGGCCAUGGAGGUGGGCAUGGAGGUGGUGGUCAUGGAGGUGGUGGUCAUGGAGCCGGUGGUCAUGGAGGUGGGCACGGAGGUGGUCAUGGAGGUGGUCAUGGAAAAGCUACGUCCUAUCAGAGUUUCAUCCUUCAUGCACACCAUCCUGUCAAAGUGUACUACGUAAAGUCAGGAGGGCACGGCGGUGGUCAUGGAGGUGGUGGCCAUGGAGCCGGUGGUCAUGGAGGCGGUGGUCAUGGAGGCGGUGGCCAUGGAGCCAGUGGUCAUGGAGGCGGUGUUCAUGGAGGCAGUGGACAUGGAAGCCACGGAGUACAUGGAGGGGCUAGUCACGGUAGCUACGGUACCCAUGGAGGCAGUAGCCAUGUGACCCAUGGCGCCGCUGGAGGUGGUAGCAAAGGCUAUGGUGGUAUCGGAGGCCAUGGAAGCCAUGGGGGUGGAGCCCUGAAGAGCUACGGAGAUCAUGGACUAGGCCUUGGAAGCUACGCUAACCACUUCCACAGUGACAGCAGCGACCACGGUCUUCAGUUCGACGUCGGUGGUUACGAAGGAAGUCUUGGAAGUAUUGAAGGUCAUGGUGGAAACAGCUUCGAGGGCUUACACGACGAGUACUAGUCAUCCUUGUUAUAUUUUCAGUUUGCAAUGUUAAAUGAUUUUACGCCAAAGAUAU
Macrosteles quadrilineatus (aster leafhopper) is the source of this 724-nucleotide messenger RNA. RefSeq lists its product as uncharacterized. The annotation marks the transcript as partial. The record is from RefSeq and is a predicted model, not a curated record. Lineage: Eukaryota; Metazoa; Arthropoda; Insecta; Hemiptera; Cicadellidae. The transcript has a single exon.